Gymnodraco acuticeps is the source of this 3689-nucleotide messenger RNA. RefSeq names its product phosphoinositide 3-kinase regulatory subunit 5-like. NCBI's taxonomy places the organism in Eukaryota, Metazoa, Chordata, Actinopteri, Perciformes, Bathydraconidae. Gene Ontology annotation, biological process: positive regulation of MAP kinase activity; G protein-coupled receptor signaling pathway. Gene Ontology annotation, molecular function: 1-phosphatidylinositol-3-kinase regulator activity. The record is from RefSeq and is a predicted model, not a curated record. Gene Ontology annotation, cellular component: phosphatidylinositol 3-kinase complex, class IB.
CAGACUCUCGAACAGUCGGAGGGUCUAUUUCUGAAGAGCUCAAACCCAGGAGGAUGUGGCCUCUGAAUGGUUUCCCUCUGCUCUGCUGUGGUUGAUCUGGGAUGAUACAGGACACUGAUGACUGCAGUAGAUUGGCCUUUUCCUGUUUUGACGAGCCCAGGUGACCCAGCUCUCCAGUUCUGUCACUAAACACAUUAUUCAACGACACAGCUGGGCACAAUCGCUGCUUCCUAAUGCACAUCGACAUCCUGGAAGCCAAAUAGGAGGAAAAGCUUCUUUCUUAUCAAGAGCAGAAGAAGAUGAUGAUGAAGAUGGAGUCGAGCUCGUGCACGGAGGAUCGGAUCCAGCAUGUCCUCGAGCGCUGCCUCUGUGGUUUGGGCAUCGACACUCCGGAUAAACAACUCUGGAACGCCGGGCUGUGCAUUAACCGCUGGUGUUUGGAGGAACUUGUAAAGAGACAUCCAGAAAACUUCCUCAUACUUCUGCAGAAAAUACUGAAGAAAACAAAGGAGGUGCUGGAAGAGUGUCGGUAUGAACUGGUGGUGCCACUUACCCUUCUGUUCUCUUCUACCCUGCUUAAAGCUCCUCACGUGGCUGCAGACCUGGUUUUGCUGCAGGAAGCCUACCUGUUGUUCCACAGCUUCCUGACCUGGCCGGAGCCCUGCAGCUCGGCCAGCAAACGGCUGCUGAACGUCCUGCAGCAGGAGCUCAGAGCACCAGGUAUUUCAUUUCAAAGACUGGUUCAGUCAGAGCAGGGCAUUUCCCCUGAGAUUCACCACUCCAAAACCAUGACGGUGCUGUUGGUGGGUCCGGUGGAGGACGUCCCCCCGGAGGUCCGAUCCGUCUCAGAUCAGCUGAUCAGCAGCCAGGACUCCUGCAGAGACGUCUCUGUUCUCCUCAUCCUCCACGCCUUCCAGGCUGCUCUGGGAUCCAAUCAGAAGCUGCAGACGCUCCGCUGCGCCCUGCAGAGUAAGCGGCCUGGAGAGCUGGAGUAUUUGAUGGAGACGGUGAAUAAUCUCAUGGAGAACGCAGUUUCUACAGUUGAUCUCAGUACAGCCAGGACUACUUUAAUCCAGAGUAUGGAGAGACUAGGAGAGAGCAUCACUUCUCCUCCUGAAGGCUGCACUGAAACUGGAAAUGUUGAGACUCUCGUGCUGCCCUCACCCAAAUGUUACACAUGCUCCUGGGAAAACGACAACUUUGAUUUUCUGAACAGCCUUCUGGACUCCGACAUGGACUCCGCUGCGGAUUGUUUCCUGGAAGCAGAAAUAGACGAGGAGGAUAAAAACGACACCAGCUUGGACGAGGAAGACGAGGCCGAGGGGAACAAAGAUGUGGACUUUCUGAACAAUCGUAUCUCCUUCGCCUCCUCUUCCUCCUCCAGAGACUCCGGAUACUCCCUCUCCACGCCUUCUGGAUCUUCAGGCGUGGAGAGCGACUUCAGUGAGGAUAUAACCCACGAAGACGUACAAGAGGGACCGCCAAAGCUUCGGAAGAAACCCAAGAAGAAGUCGAGAAGCAUCUUAGGCGUGGAACGAUUCUCCUCGUUCUUCAAGACUCCACGAAGCCCAGCGAGCUGCCGGAGAGUUCAGAGUAUGGGCAACCGGGUCGAUUUCACUAAAGACGCUCAAAGAAAUGGAUCGCAGCUCAAACACCCGACGUUCCUCUCCAAACAUCCGGAUCCUCUUUCCCCGAGGAAACACGUUUGUGUCCGCAGGAGACCGAUCCUGAGCUGCUACGAAGGGGUGGUGGAGGAAGUGCCCACGCUGGUCAGAGUGGUGGUGUUUGGAGGAGAUAAGGAGGCAGGGAGGCUGGCGAGGGCGUACAGCGACCUGCAGCAGAAGGAGAGCAAAUGUCCACGACUCACCAAGACGUGCAAACUGCAGUUUUACCUCAUUCCCACCAGAGGGAGGACGACAGGAAGUGCAGGAGGAGGAAACACUUCCACUGAGGGGUCGACAGGAAGCUCAAGAUCUGCUGCUUCUGUGGAGUGUAAUGGUGGUGUGUUGGAGGACUCCACUGAUAUCGCCCACAUGCUGGGUCUGAUGGACUCGUGGUACGAGAGGAACGUCCUCAGUCUGCUCAGCCUGUCCUCUGAAGUCCUCUGUCAGCCUGCCUGUAAGGAAGUGAGCAGCACGGAGAACCUGCUGACUGACAUGGUGCUUUAUUACUGUCGACAUGCAGACCAGCCUGUUCUGCUGCAGCUCUACCAGGCAGAGCUCACCCUGGCUGGAGGAGAGAGGAGGAGGGAGGUGUUCCUCCACUCUCUGGAGCUCGGACACUCUGCAGGAAUCAGAGCGGUGAAGGCCAUGGGUGCUGCCAGCAAAAGGUUUGGAAUAGAUAAAGAGCGGGAGGCUGUUCCUUUAGAUCUGCGAGUUGGCUACAACAAGGUGGCUGUCAGUGGGAGGAGUCAGUGGACCCAGACAGAUAUGGUUUGCACGUCAAUAAAUCUUUACAAAGCCUGCAGGAAACCUGAGCAGCUAGAUACAAGAAUAGAAAGUCUGCAGCUGACAAUGACAGAAGUCCUGAAGAGCUCCAAGUCGAAAAAGGGCUACAACCAGCACAUCUGUGUCUCCGAGGUGAAGGUGGAUAAGGUGCAGGUUCAUGGAAGAGAAGUUGGAACGACUUUUGCUGUGUGUCUGGAUCAGGAUGAGAAGAAGUUCAUCCAAAGUGUCACCAGGUGUGAGGUGUCUCUGUGCUCUAAAUCAGGAAGUGGUUCAGACUGGAGAUCCUAUAAACCGUCUCCGGGUCAGGUUCAGCCUCUGCACCCGUCCUACUGCUCCCUGCUCUGCCUCCCCCUCACCUCCUUCUCUGCCUCUCCGCCCUGAAAACACUCAGUCUGAGACAAUCCACGGAUUCUUAAAACUGAAGCAAUGCUGGAUGCGGAAUAAAGAGACUGUGUAGAUAAAAGAGAUUCAAGUGGUGCAGGGAUGAGGUAUUUUUGUAGGAUAAUCUGAAAGUUAGCAUCUACCUGGUUCACUCAGCAAAAAGCCAAUGGGAUUUUUCAAUUGGAUUUUGGCUAAUGUUGGGCUAUAAAUAAAGGAACUACAGCACGGUCACAUGACUUCACGUCACCACCGCUAAGCUAAAGGAGGCUAAUGUUGGGCGUGAUGACGUUUAGUAGUCUCAUUUAGACACUUGUUAGCAACCGCCAUUUUUAAAUUCAUCAACGUGGUAUUUAGUGACGUAUUCUAUGUUGUAGAUCAAAAAUAUCUGUUAACCACAGACCUUAUUUCAGGCUAACAACCAAAAACAUAAUUGACUUCCAGAUGAGCGAUAACAUAAACUCCUAAAGUGCUGACUAAUUUCUUGGUUCCUCAUUCCUGCACCACUUUAUGAAGUAGCACUGUACAAAUACAUGUAUUAAAGCACUCACAUUUCAGGUUUAUCUGUAGAUGAUAUACAGCUGUGUCACAUCUUGAUCAAAAGGAGGCGUGUUGGACUGUUUCCAGAAACGUUUAUUUUCAGUCUAGUUUAAUUCCCGUAGUUGCUUGAAGUUUGUAAAAAUAGAAAAUGAAUGCCAAUGAUCUGCUGUCAGGAGCAUUAAACUGAUUACUUGAUUACCACUGUGUACUUCCUGCUGAGUAAAUAUAUGAGUUGUAAAAUAAGCUAUUUAUUUUUGAAGUGAUUGCAUUUCAUUGUGUGUUUAUAUCUCGCCACAUUUCAAAAAUAAAAUCCUUCUUAAUGCA